AUGAGUCCGCGGCGGGUGCAGUUUGGUCAUGUUCUCGGGAGAAUCAGCAAACGAAUUGCGGAAGUUAAGUCAGAAGUUGUGCUUUGUGCAGGCUGCGCUAAUAUGAAAAGUACUGUAUUUGUUUUGAACAGAAUAAAAAAAGUAGUUCGAUUUGAUGCAGACGAUUGUUUAAUUGUUAACAGAAGUUUGGAGGGUAAAUUAAGGACUGUUAAAGAUAGUGGAGAUGGAUUAAUCAGUAGUGGAUGGUUUGAUGGUAGUACACUGUUGUUAUUCACUGUUAGAUUUGAGGACGUUGAAGAAGAAACUAUUACUCGUUUUUUUCCAGGAAUUAAUAUUAAUGAAGGUGAACGAGCGCGAGAAGGUCGUGUAUUGCUCAUAGUAUGGGGCACAGGUAUUGAAGAUAUUGGUAAUGGUACAAAUGAUGGUAAUGAAUUAGUCAAAUUUUGA
Messenger RNA from Didymodactylos carnosus, 447 nucleotides. The record is from the annotation of a GenBank genome assembly. Lineage: Eukaryota; Metazoa; Rotifera; Eurotatoria; Philodinida; Philodinidae.